UUCUGAUGCCGGUCUUUACUUGCGUAACUUCACAGACGGACAAUAUACUUCAAAACUUACUAUAUUUUACAUUUGCGACAAUUUCAUCUUCGUGAAAACAGCGUAGUUUUCGGGAGAAAGAAAUCGGAUUCAGUGGUCCAACAUAAACACGUAUGGAAUUUUAACCACAUAUUGUUGAUAUUUGUGGUGAAAACACAUGAAGUUUUGAAACUUUCUUCAGUUUGUUUUGUUGGGCAGAAAUGGGCUUAAUCGACUACAGGUAAAGAGGUGAUUUUGGUAGCUUAAAGCUAUGGGCUGCGGAGCUUCCAAAGUAACGCCACAAACUAAAGAAUUCGAAGAUCAACCUCUUCAUGCCAACGGAGGAAACAGGAUCAAAGACGACUCGGUAUCAAAUGGGCAUGCACACUUGUCUAAUGGCAAGGCAACUGCGACAAAAUCGAACGGAAACGCAACUGGACUAGCAAAUACUGAGAAAAAUGGAGAUAUAAAUCACAACUCAAGGAAAAAAAGAGAUUCCGAUCAUUCAAAUGGUGACGUUUUAAACAAAUCCGGUCAAGAAACAAAACAUUCUCAGCCUUUGAACGAGAACCGCAAUGAUAACACACACCCUCAAGUUUCCAAAGCGGUGGCUUUUGAUAUUGUACUCGGACAAAAUGAUUCUGAUAACGCAUCAACUAUACAGAUGCCAAACCGACCACCUCGUCGGCUAAAGAAAAUUGAGAGUGCACCAGUUUUGACCAAAGAAGCAUUAGAACAAAGGCAAGCUGUGGCAGAGUUAAACAGGCAAAAGGAGUUGGAGAAGAAAGUCAAAGUUAUGUCUAAAAGACGAACAGAACUUCUCAUGGCAAGAGAAAUGGACAAAGCCCAGCAACAGAAAGCAGAGUUAGACGAAAAACUCACGGCAUCAGAGAGAAAUAGAGAAAAACACCAAGCUGAAAUCAAAGCCAAACAGAGAAGAAGAGAGGAAAAGGCAAAAAGAGUUCGCAAUAAAGCUAAGCAGAUCAAAGAUGGUGAUGAUGUAGUUGGCCUUGCUGUAGAUCAUGAUGAAACAUAUAAUGCAGAUGAAGAAGGUAAAAUAAUUUAA
Molecule: messenger RNA, 1084 nt
Organism: Stylophora pistillata
Lineage: Eukaryota; Metazoa; Cnidaria; Anthozoa; Scleractinia; Pocilloporidae
Source: RefSeq, a predicted model, not a curated record